CCGAGAGCUUCGGGGUCGGACGAGCUUCGGCCAGGCGAGAUCGGAAGCGUAGAGGCGUCGGGCUGGAGUUUCGCGAACACAGGGAGGCCGGUGUCGUCGAGCUAGCUUCGGGUUCGGUGGAGCUGCCGUCGGACAGAGCCGGAGGCUCGGGUUCGGCUGGGGUCGUACGAACAGGGGAGAUCCGGCUUGCUGGGGUUGGCGUCGGGUAUCUCACGCAAGGAGAAGGGAGCGUGAGCGGAGGCGUCGGUCUCCCCUGGACCUGCGAACUGGGUGGGUUCUGCGAACAGAGGAGGUCGAGAGGGAGAGAGGUCGGCGUCGGGUAUCUCACGCAAGGAGAAG
Dendrobium catenatum is the source of this 339-nucleotide messenger RNA. RefSeq lists its product as uncharacterized. Lineage: Eukaryota; Viridiplantae; Streptophyta; Magnoliopsida; Asparagales; Orchidaceae. The record is from RefSeq and is a predicted model, not a curated record.